AAAGGUCCGACGAGCAUGAAGGCAGCAGUCUGAGCUGUGACGUCACGUUCCAGCGUACACAGACAAGAUGGCAGCGUCACUGGAAGACGAGUUUGAAGAUGCGCCUGAUGUGGAGCCCUUAGAACCAACACUGAAGAAUAUCAUCGAGCAGAAAUCUUUGAAAUGGAUAUUUGUAGGUGGAAAGGGAGGUGUUGGUAAAACGACAUGUAGCUGUAGUUUGGCUGUCCAGCUGGCUGCGGUCAGGGAGAGUGUCCUCAUCAUCUCCACUGAUCCUGCUCAUAACAUCUCUGAUGCUUUUGACCAGAAGUUCUCUAAGGUGCCUACUAAGGUCAAAGGCUAUGACAACCUCUUUGCCAUGGAGAUUGACCCAAGCCUGGGUGUGGCAGAGCUGCCUGAUGAGUUCUUCGAGGAGGACAACAUGCUCAGCAUGGGCAAGAAGAUGAUGCAGGAGGCCAUGAGCGCCUUUCCUGGCAUCGAUGAGGCCAUGAGCUAUGCAGAGGUCAUGAGGUUAGUGAAAGGAAUGAACUUCUCAGUGGUAGUCUUUGACACUGCUCCCACUGGCCACACACUGAGGCUGCUCAACUUCCCCACCAUUGUGGAACGUGGUCUCGGCCGCCUCAUGCAGAUCAAGAACCAGAUCAGCCCUUUCAUCUCCCAGAUGUGUAACAUGCUUGGCCUGGGUGACAUGAAUGCAGACCAGCUGGCCUCUAAGCUCGAGGAGACCCUGCCAGUCAUCCGCUCAGUCAGUGAGCAGUUCAAAGACCCCGAACAGACCACCUUCAUCUGUGUAUGUAUCGCCGAGUUCCUCUCCCUGUAUGAGACGGAGAGGCUGAUCCAGGAGCUGGCUAAGUGCCGCAUCGACACACACAACAUCAUUGUCAACCAACUUGUUUUCCCCGAUAUAGAGAGGCCAUGUAAAAUGUGUGAAGCCCGCCAUAAAAUUCAGUCCAAGUAUUUGGACCAGAUGGAGGACCUUUAUGAAGAUUUCCACAUAGUCAAAUUGCCGCUGCUGCCCCAUGAAGUUCGAGGUGCUGACAAGGUCAACACAUUCUCGAAGCAACUACUGGAACCAUACAAACCCCCAAACAAGUGAUCUCCAUCCCCGCAGGACCUCCCCUUUCCCCCUUACAAGACCACACCUCUGCAGUCUGAACUCACGUCCUCUGAGCUCCCCCCAACCAGCCUCAAACCCCGCAGUAACGGCCUCAAGAUGAUCCACUCAGUCCUCAGCCCACCACCAUCCAGAGCAGAGCGUGCUCAGUGCUACAGCGAGACACACGCUUUUAAUGAAGGGGAGCUGAUGAAAUCAUAAACACACACACACAUACAUGAUCCACUACAUUGUUACAGAGAUAGGACAGUGCAGAUUAGUGCUGCCUUACUCUCACCUCACCUUCUCUUUCCUUCAUAUUGUCUGUGUGGCAGUUGUACUAUUCCUACUUUAAAGCAUUUAACUUUUUCUCAAAAAAAACAAGAAACAAACUUCCCCUUUUCCAUCCCACGCUGUGUCCAGCCUCAAAGUGUUCCCAGUGACGGUGCUGUGUAUUCCAGGAUAAAACGGCUUUCAGAUGGUUGAUGUUUAUGCCUUGUUUAAUCUGUGUGGUUUGGUGGCUGUGUCUGUUCUCCAGUUUGACUUCAAUUUCACACAUUCAUCUCUCACACAUCUGGAAUUUACAUCCAAAUUUCUACAGAUUCAGGGUGUGACGGCAGGGCAAUGAAAACAAACAAAACACCUGUGGUCUUAAGUAAGUUUUGUCCUUGACCAAGACCAUCCAUGUUAUUGCAAUAAAGAAAACGAGAGCAGUCUCAAGUGUGUCUUUUCCCAUUUGUCACAGUGAUCAUGGUGUAAAUGCAGUUACCUAAUGCCAUCAAGAUUUUGAAUUAAGCCCUGUAGGUGGUAGCUAUGUAAUUGUUUGAACUUGACAGUCUUAAUGGCCUCUGUUAAUUAUUUUAGGCCGCUGUGGUUGCUCCAGGUGGCAUUUUGUCGGAGACGGCACCAGAUUUAUGAGAUUCAAAAGCAAAUGUGUGGUGAGACUCUUGAUGUUUGAGCAGCUGGAAGCUAAAUUUGAGUGAACCCCAACACCGCUGAACUCCCAGUACAAGGUUCCCAUACAACGCUCAAAAAACUCUACCAAUGCUCUUCUCUGUCAAACAUUUUGUGUCCACCCUCAUGUUUGCUGAGAACUGAAUGGAAACACUAUUGAAAGACAUUAGUAGCCUUAUUUAGUGCAUUGUUAAUUACAAAUAUAUUGAAUGUUGCUUGAUCAAAUGUUGAACAAAUGAAUGGUGAGCCCUGGUCAUUGAAUACUGGACUCUGAUUGGCUCACCUGAUGCUUCAUUGUUUUCCUAUAUGUUCCAACAGAAAGAUAUAGAUGACAGGUGAAUUCAUCCUCAAAUAAAAGCAUAAUGUCCCCUCUGUCCCUGAAUGCUUUUGAGUAAAAAUAAUCUGUUUUCUAUAGAUUUUCUUUAAAUUAUGUUGCGAGUGUUAAUUAAACAAACUUGCCUCA
Molecule: messenger RNA, 2507 nt
Organism: Thunnus maccoyii (southern bluefin tuna)
Lineage: Eukaryota; Metazoa; Chordata; Actinopteri; Scombriformes; Scombridae
Gene: get3
Product: guided entry of tail-anchored proteins factor 3, ATPase
Exons: 7
Coding region: 68-1093 (341 amino acids)
Biological process (GO): post-translational protein targeting to endoplasmic reticulum membrane
Cellular component (GO): GET complex
Molecular function (GO): ATP hydrolysis activity; ATP binding
Source: RefSeq, a predicted model, not a curated record